Artibeus jamaicensis (Jamaican fruit-eating bat) is the source of this 6863-nucleotide messenger RNA. RefSeq names its product CDC42 binding protein kinase alpha (gene CDC42BPA). The record is from RefSeq and is a predicted model, not a curated record. NCBI's taxonomy places the organism in Eukaryota, Metazoa, Chordata, Mammalia, Chiroptera, Phyllostomidae. Bases 1170 to 6707 code for a protein of 1845 amino acids. Gene Ontology annotation, cellular component: actomyosin; cytoplasm; cytoskeleton. The transcript has 40 exons. Gene Ontology annotation, molecular function: protein serine/threonine kinase activity; ATP binding. Gene Ontology annotation, biological process: actomyosin structure organization; peptidyl-threonine phosphorylation.
CGAGCCGGGCUGCCGCAGCCUCUGCUCGCCUCGCCUGCGGCGGCAGACCCUCCUCCAGCGCCUCGGCCGCUUCCCUGAUCGCCGCGGAAAGAUGCCCUUAACCCGGGGGUGUGAACUAGAGGGAGAAGUCGCCGCCGGAGCCGUCCGCACCGCCGCCGCAGCUGCCGCCGUCCGUGUCCUUUGAAUCCCGGGAAGCACCCCCGCUCCAGGGCGUAGGGAGCCUCGGCGGGCGGCCGCGGUGCGGGUGUGGGGAGACCGGGCUCCGUGCCCGGUGCGGCCCAGGCCGGCCGACCAGCGACCACCCGACAUGGGGCGGGCUCGGGCGGCCAAGUAGCCGCUGCUCCCGGAGCCCGGCGCCCAGUGCCGCCCGCAGCCCGCGUUUCCAGCCCCGGCCGCUCCGCCAGCCAGGCCCCUGGGAGAAGCCGGGAGAGAAAUGAAGAGUUGUCCUCCGAAGCCGUUGGAAAUGGGACUAACUGCAAAGCCUUAAAAAGCAGGAGCUCGGGAGGAAAAAGGAAAAGGCUCCUCCGGGCAAGACUUGGCGUGCACUGGGCCGAGGGGGCUGCUUCAGGGACUCGCCCCCUCCCUUCCCCCUGGAGAAAUUGCCGCUGAUGCAUCAUCCAAGCGGUGGUUGGGAGGAUUUGCAGCCGAAUUUUUGGUUUUCCCUCCCCCUUACAUACAUUCUGGCUUUUUCCUGCCUUUUCUGUUUUCCUUCUUCCUGGGAAGUGAAUUGCUGAUGCAGAUCGGACUUAAUUCAUUAAUGAUGCAACCGGAUUCGUUUCAGGAUUAUGUUGCACGAACUGAAUUUUGAAUGAAGGAGAAGAGUUCCCCCCGCCCCCCUUAAAGAAGUGUUGACUCUUUGGUUCGUUGUACUUUUAAUUAUUAUCUUAUUUAAACAUACGAUUUAAUUGUAUUCUUUAAAAAUGUAUCAAAUAUAUAUUUUAUGGUAACUAUCCCUCAAAAUAUAUGUAUAUGUGCGAAAUCGAAGACGCUUCAGUUAAGUGAGGGUACCGGUGUGUUGGAUGUUUAAUUCAGCACCGGCAUUGCAUGACAGUUGUUUGAAUAACAAGUGGUUUGUUUUUAAAACCACACUUUUUAAACUUUAGGUUCAAAGAAUCAUAGUAGGAGUCAUUAAUAGUCAUUUAAAGGAAAACCAGCAGAAAUCGGCCAACAUGUCUGGAGAAGUGCGUUUGAGGCAGUUGGAGCAGUUUAUUUUGGAUGGGCCAGCUCGGACCAAUGGGCAGUGCUUCAGUGUGGAGACCUUACUGGACAUACUCAUCUGCCUUUAUGAUGAAUGCAGUAAUUCUCCGCUGAGAAGAGAGAAGAACGUUCUUGAAUACCUAGAAUGGGCUAAACCAUUUACUUCUAAAGUGAAACAGAUGCGGUUACAUAGAGAAGACUUUGAAAUAUUAAAGGUGAUUGGCCGAGGAGCUUUUGGAGAGGUCGCUGUAGUAAAACUGAAAAAUGCAGACAAAGUAUUUGCCAUGAAAAUAUUGAAUAAAUGGGAAAUGCUGAAAAGAGCAGAGACAGCCUGUUUUCGUGAAGAAAGGGACGUGUUGGUGAAUGGAGACAAUAAAUGGAUUACAACUUUGCAUUAUGCUUUCCAGGAUGACAAUAACUUAUAUCUGGUUAUGGAUUAUUACGUUGGCGGGGACCUGCUGACCCUGCUCAGCAAGUUUGAAGACAGAUUGCCUGAAGAGAUGGCUCGGUUUUACUUGGCGGAGAUGGUGAUAGCAAUUGACUCGGUUCAUCAGCUGCAUUACGUGCACAGAGACAUCAAGCCUGACAAUAUACUGAUGGAUAUGAAUGGCCAUAUUCGGUUAGCAGAUUUUGGAUCUUGCCUGAAACUGAUGGAAGAUGGAACCGUCCAGUCCUCAGUGGCUGUCGGAACUCCAGAUUACAUCUCUCCUGAAAUCCUUCAAGCCAUGGAAGAUGGAAAAGGCAGAUACGGCCCCGAGUGUGACUGGUGGUCUUUGGGGGUCUGUAUGUAUGAGAUGCUUUAUGGAGAAACACCGUUUUAUGCAGAAUCUCUGGUGGAGACGUACGGAAAAAUCAUGAAUCACAAAGAAAGGUUUCAGUUUCCGCCUCAAGUGACAGAUGUAUCUGAAAAUGCCAAGGAUCUGAUUCGAAGGCUCAUUUGCAGCAGAGAGCAUCGACUCGGUCAGAAUGGAAUAGAAGACUUUAAGAAACAUCCCUUUUUCAGUGGGAUUGACUGGGAUAAUAUUCGAAACUGUGAAGCACCUUAUAUUCCAGAAGUUAGUAGCCCAACAGAUACAUCGAAUUUUGAUGUGGAUGACGAUUGUUUAAAGAACACUGAGACGAUGCCGCCACCAACACACACGGCGUUUUCUGGCCACCACCUGCCAUUUGUUGGUUUUACCUACACUAGUAGCUGCGUCCUUUCCGACCGGAGCUGCUUGAGAGUCAGCGCUGGCCCUGCUUCCCUGGAUCUGGACGCCAGCGUCCAGAGGACCCUAGAGAACAACCUGGCAACGGAGGCUUAUGAAAGAAGAAUUAAACGCCUUGAACAGGAAAAGCUGGAAUUGAGUAGGAAGCUGCAAGAGUCGACACAGACCGUCCAGGCCUUGCAGCAUUCCACUGUCGACGGCCCACUGGCGGCGAGCAAAGACUUAGAGAUCAGAAACUUGAAGGAAGAAAUUGACAAACUAAGGAAACAAGUAAGAGAAUCGAGUCAUUUGGAACAACAGCUUGAAGAAGCUAAUUCAGUGAGGCGAGAGCUAGAUGAUGCUUUUAGACAAAUCAAGGCUUAUGAAAAACAAAUCAAAACAUUACAGCAAGACCGGGAAGAGUUAAAUAAGGAACUAGUCCAGGCUAGUGAGCGAUUAAAAAACCAGUCCAAAGAGCUGAAAGAUGCACACUGCCAGAGGAAACUAGCCAUGCAGGAGUUCAUGGAGAUCAAUGAGCGGCUCACAGAAUUGCACACCCAAAAGCAGAAACUUGCUCGCCACGUCCGAGAUAAGGAAGAGGAGGUGGACCUGGUGAUGCAGAAAGUUGAGAGCUUAAGGCAAGAACUGCGCAGAACAGAAAGAGCCAAAAAAGAGCUGGAAGUUCAUACAGAAGCUAUAGCUGCUGAAGCGUCUAAAGACAGGAAAUUGCGCGAACAGAGUGAACACUAUUCUAAGCAACUGGAAAAUGAGUUGGAGGGACUAAAGCAAAAACAAAUUAGUUACUCACCAGGAGUGUACAGCAUAGAACAUCAGCAAGAGAUAAGUAAACUAAAGACAGAUUUGGAAAAGAAAAGUAUCUUUUAUGAAGAAGAAUUAUCUAAACGAGAAGGAAUACAUGCAAAUGAAAUUAAAAAUCUGAAGAAAGAACUACAUGAUUCAGAAGGCCAGCAACUUGCUCUGAACAAAGAAAUUAUGAUUUUGAAAGACAAAUUGGAAAAAAACAGGAGAGAGAGUCAAAGUGAAAGGGAAGAAUUUGAAAAUGAGUUCAAACAGCAGUAUGAACGAGAAAAGGUGUUACUAACUGAAGAAAACAAAAAACUGACAAGCGAACUUGAUAAGCUCACCACUCUGUACGAGAACUUGGGCGUGCGCAACCAGCAGUUAGAAGAAGAGGUGAGAGACUUGGCGGACAAGAAGGAGUCAGUGGCACAUUGGGAAGCCCAGAUCACAGAGAUAAUUCAGUGGGUCAGCGAUGAAAAGGAUGCACGAGGAUAUCUUCAGGCCUUAGCUUCUAAAAUGACCGAAGAGCUAGAAGCGUUGAGAAGCUCCAGCUUGGGCACGCGAGCCACAGACAUGCCCUGGAAAAUGCGUCGUUUUGCAAAGCUGGAUAUGUCAGCUCGACUGGAGUUACAGUCAGCUCUGGACGCAGAAAUAAGAGCCAAACAGGCCAUCCAAGAAGAGCUGAAUAAAGUCAAAGCGUCCAACAUCAUAACAGAAUGUAAACUAAAAGAUUCGGAGAAGAAGAACCUGGAGCUACUCUCAGAAAUCGAACAACUGAUAAAGGACACUGAGGAGCUUAGAUCUGAAAAGGGUAUAGAGCACCAAGACUCACAGCAUUCUUUCUUGGCAUUUUUGAAUACGCCUACCGAUGCUCUGGAUCAAUUUGAAGAUUCCUUUUCUUCUUCCUCAUCUUCACUGAUUGAUUUUUUGGAUGACCGCUCUCCGUCCGGCACUCCAGCUAGCAAAGGCAGACGUACCCAUCCCACUGAGAACACGCAUGUACGGAACCCGAACGUCAAGUUUCACAUCCACUGCAGGCCCCCAUCUCCUUCCACAGCUGGUGAAGUUGAGCCAGUGAAGACCGUAGACAGUGCUCCCCUCCCAGCUCACACACCAACCUUAAAGAAGAAGGCCUGCCCUGGCUCAGCCGGCGCCCCCCCCAAGCGCAAGACGCACCAGUUCUUUGUGAAGUCGUUCACCGCGCCCACCAAGUGUCACCAGUGCACCUCGCUGAUGGUGGGCCUGGUACGGCAGGGCUGCUCCUGUGAAGUGUGUGGAUUCUCGUGUCACAUCACCUGUGUCAACAAAGCUCCCACGGUGUGUCCGGUUCCCCCUGAACAGACCAAAGGCCCCCUGGGCAUAGACCCUCAGAAAGGAAUAGGAACGGCAUAUGAAGGUCAUGUCCGGAUCCCGAAGCCCGCCGGGGUGAAGAAGGGGUGGCAGAGAGCGCUGGCCGUGGUCUGCGACUUCAAGCUCUUUCUGUACGACGUUGCCGAGGGAAAAGCGUCUCAGCCCAGUGUGGUCGUCAGCCAGGUGAUUGACAUGAGGGAUGAAGAGUUCUCUGUGAGUUCGGUCUUGGCUUCUGACGUUAUUCACGCAAGUCGAAAAGAUAUACCCUGUAUAUUUAGAGUCACCACUUCCCAGCUCUCAGCCCCUAAUAACAAGUGUUCGGUCCUGAUGCUGGCGGACAGCGAGAACGAGAAGAGCAAGUGGGUGGGGGUGCUGAGCGAGCUGCACAAGAUCCUGAAGAAGAACAAAUUCAGAGACCGCUCAGUCUACGUUCCCAAAGAGGCCUACGACAGCACACUGCCCAUCAUCAAAACCACCCAGGCCGCUGCGAUCAUAGAUCAUGAAAGGAUAGCUCUGGGCAAUGAAGAAGGGUUAUUUGUUGUGCAUGUCACCAAAGACGAAAUCAUUAGAGUUGGCGACAAUAAGAAGGUGCAUCAGAUUGAGCUCAUUCCACACGACCAGCUCGUUGCUGUGAUCUCAGGACGGAACCGUCACGUACGCCUUUUUCCCGUGUCAGCCUUGGACGGACGAGAGACGGAGUUCCACAAACUGGCGGAGACGAAAGGGUGUCAGACCAUCACCUCUGGGAAGGUGCGCCACGGAGCCGUCACGUGCCUGUGCGUGGCCAUGAAGCGGCAGGUCCUGUGCUACGAACUGUUGCAGAGCAAGACCCGGCACAGGAAAUUCAAGGAGAUCCAGGUCCCGUACAAUGUGCAGUGGAUGGCAGUCUUCAGCGAGCACCUCUGCGUGGGCUUCCAGUCGGGCUUCCUGCGGUACCCCCUGAAUGGAGAGGGGGGCCCGCACAGCAUGCUCCACUCAAACGAUCACACACUGUCCUUUAUUGCGCACCAGCCCACAGACGCCAUCUGCGCGGUCGAGAUCUCCAGUAAAGAGUACCUGCUGUGUUUUAGCAGCAUCGGGGUGUACACGGACUGCCAGGGCCGGAGGUCCAGGCAGCAGGAGCUGAUGUGGCCGGCAAGCCCUUCCUCUUGCUGUUACAACGCACCCUGUCUCUCGGUGUACAGUGAGAACGCGGUUGAUGUCUUCGAUGUGAAUUCCAUGGAGUGGAUUCAGACUCUCCCGCUCAAAAAGGCUCGACCUUUAAACAGUGAAGGAUCAUUAAAUCUUUUAGGCUUGGAGACAAUUAGAUUAAUAUAUUUCAAAAACAAGAUGGCAGAAGGGGAUGAACUGGUAGUUCCUGAAACCACAGAUAAUAGUCGGAAACAAAUGGUUAGAAAUAUUAACAACAAGCGGCGUUACUCCUUCAGAGUCCCAGAAGAGGAAAGGAUGCAGCAGAGGAGAGAGAUGCUCCGAGAUCCUGAAAUGAGAAAUAAACUAAUUUCUAACCCAACCAAUUUUAACCACAUAGCACACAUGGGCCCUGGGGACGGAAUACAGAUCCUGAAAGACCUGCCCAUGCCAGGCUUCUCGUAUCCAUCCCCUCACCGUCACCCUGGUCUGAUCUCCUCUCCGGUCAACUUUGAGCACAUCUAUCACAUGACUGUUAAUUCUGCUGAAAAAUUUCUCUCUCCUGACUCCAUAAACCCCGAACACCCCCUGUGUCUGCACUCUGUCCCCGGCACACCCAGCCUCACAGCUCUGAGGAACCCUCGACCUCAGGAAAGUCGGACAGUAUUCAGUGGCUCAGUCAGUAUUCCAUCGAUCACCAAGUCCCGCCCUGAACCCGGUCGCUCCAUGAGCGCCAGCAGUGGCUUGUCAGCAAGGUCGUCCACACAGAACGGCAGCGCGCUGAAGAGGGAGUUCUCCGGCGGAAGCUACAGCGCCAAGCGGCAGCCGCUGCCCUCCCCGUCCGAGGGCUCGCUGUCUUCCGGAGGCAUGGACCAAGGAAGCGACACCCCGGCCAGGGACUACGACGGGGAGGACUCCGACUCUCCGAGGCAUUCCACCGCUUCCAACAGCUCCAACCUGAGCAGCCCGCCCAGCCCGGCGUCCCCGCGGAAGACCAAGAGCCUCUCUCUGGAGAGCACAGACCGCGGGACCUGGGACCCGUGACCCGCCCCAGCCCCGACGGACGGACCAGAGCCGCUCCUCUCCCUCCGCCUCUGCCCGCGGCGCCAGGGCCGGCGGGAGUCAGAGUGUGACUGUGGCCCCCAGGCCCUGCCCCUCCGCUUCACAGCAACAACCAUAAAGGCAGACGUUCACGGAACA